AUGAAGUGGGCCGACGUAUACCACGCCUACCAAGUGAUUAAAGCUCACGGCAUUCCCGAUGAGAACAUUGUAGUCAUGCAUUACGACGACAUCGCUCAGCACCCAAAUAAUCCCGAUAAGGGAAUUGUGGUGAACCGAGUGGGCGGACCCGAUGUCUACAAAGGCGUACCCAAACACUAUAUUGGCAAAGAAGUCACUCCCCAGAACUUUUUGAAAGUUCUGCAAGGUGAUGCCACGCUUAAAGCGCAGGGUAAAAAAGUGAUUGAGAGCGGUCCCAACGAUCGUGUGUUUGUCUAUUUGGACGAUCAUGGUGCUGAUGAGAUUGUUGCAUUCCCAAAUGGCGAUUUGCUUCACGCCAAGGACCUGAACCAGGCGUUCAAAGACAUGAACACUAAAAAACAGUUCAAUCACCUGGUGUUUUAUUUGGCCGCUUGCGAAGCUGGUUCAAUGUUUGCCAAAUUGUUGCCCAACGACAUUAAUGUGUACGCCGUGUCGGCCACUAAGCCCGAUGAGCUCGGCUGGAAAGCCAACUCCGAAUGGAAAAAAUACAACACCUGGCUCGCUGUAUAUUUCGCGGUGACCUGGCUCGAAAACAGCGAGACCGCCGAUCUGACCAAAGAGAGUGUUGAGACACAGUUCCAGUACAUUAAGGAGCGCAACAAUUUCACCAUGGACGGUGAGUUGCACUGGCAACACGCCCAGGAGUAUGGAGAUUUGACCAUCGCCAAUAAGGCCCACGUUAGCGAGUAUAUGGGUGAUAAAAAAGUCCAAUUUGAUGCCGCUACCGUCGCGCCCACUGGAUUUUCCCUAUCACGUGAUGCGGCCAUAAAUAUCGUCCGCAAACAGAUUGAAACCACCGAUGAUUUCGCGGCGAAACAACAGUAA
Molecule: messenger RNA, 885 nt
Organism: Medioppia subpectinata
Lineage: Eukaryota; Metazoa; Arthropoda; Arachnida; Sarcoptiformes; Oppiidae
Source: the annotation of a GenBank genome assembly